CUCUUCACCUGGGCGUCUUGGGGUUAAACUAAUGGAGUGGAUGGGGAAAAAAACCGCAAUGUUUUCCGUCGUUUCUGGAAAAUCAGGCUACUAUUUCCUUUGACGUUACACUUACGAGAGGUCUACGUUAAUGCCAGAGCCCUUGUAGGCCAUCUUGGUUUUAAUCGAGCUGGUUAAUUUGGAGUCCGUUAUUUUGCCUUUUCUAAAAAAUAAACCUCUCCUGCCAAUGAGUAGCUUAAAGUAUAUCACAGGGAAAACGCAUGCGCGAGUCGAACAGUGUAUAUCUUACGAUUUCUUAAAUUGUUUUAUUAUCUAGCUAAACCCCGUGUAAAUUGUCUAAUAAACAAGUACUAUACAUUAAAACGUUGCAGUGUCUUGACUGUCACCAGCAGGUGGCGGCUCGAGAACCCUCCUGACAGAUUUUUACAUUGUUGACGGAAGUUCACGCAGAAGAAGAAGAAGACUUGGAGCAAAGAUGGUGCGGAUAAAGUCCAGGUAUUUGCUGUGUGAAAUUAACGUAACAGACAAGAGCCGUCUGUUGCUGCUGGACGACCGGGCUGUGAUGACGGCAGUGCGGACAGCUGUGGCUCGCAUUCACGGCGACUAUGGAGCAGCUCAGUGUAUUAUCGGUGUAUCGGUGAAAUACAUGAAUGCACACACCGGGAUGGUAUUUCUCCGUUUUCCCAAACGUUGUUACAAACUCCUGUGGUCCGCACUGCCUUUCAUAACGUGUAUGGAAACCCGUGGGCAGAAAAUCCCAUGUUUUCUAAACUGUUUGCAUGUAGGAGGAACAAUUAGAACGUGCCAGAAGUUUCUGAUCCGGUACAACACACAACAGUUACAUCGUCUGCUCCCUAAGUGUAAAAAUGAAGAUGAAAAACAUGUUCGAACGGCCCUUCUGAAAUGCCUACUACCUGGAGAGACUAGAGAAACGUCUGCAGAAGAAGCAGACAGCGAAGAAGAUGAAGUGGUGUGAACGACAGGAGGAACUGGUGUUCUCCUGGACCUUCUGCCUGGAGACUGUAUCGCGUACUUGAAUAUUUCAAGGCCGGACACAGUUCAGUGAACUGAGCUUAAACCAACCAAAUCACCCAAAAUUACCGAUUUGUAUUUUUUGUAAACAAAGUACUUGUGUUAAAUGUUCGUGUUUGUGUUUCAAAUGUAAAAGACCCCCGCCCCCCCAAAAAGCAAGUUGUCAAAGUGUUCAACGCUUUCCGGACGUGGGGUGGCGCCACUGAAUCGGCUCCACAUUAAAAAAAAAGUUUACACAAUUAUUUUUUUUCUUUCUAGGCUUUAGUCCUUUCUUGUCAGUUUAUUAUUUAUGUUUUAAAAAGAAAAAUAAAAUAACGAAAAUAAAGAAAUUUCUUUAUUUACAAAUA
This is a messenger RNA of Cynoglossus semilaevis (tongue sole), 1379 nucleotides long. RefSeq names its product ribonuclease P/MRP protein subunit POP5-like. NCBI's taxonomy places the organism in Eukaryota, Metazoa, Chordata, Actinopteri, Pleuronectiformes, Cynoglossidae. Bases 476 to 976 code for a protein of 166 amino acids. Gene Ontology annotation, biological process: tRNA 5'-leader removal. The record is from RefSeq and is a predicted model, not a curated record. Gene Ontology annotation, molecular function: ribonuclease P RNA binding. The transcript has 5 exons. Gene Ontology annotation, cellular component: ribonuclease P complex.